Molecule: messenger RNA, 534 nt
Organism: Danaus chrysippus (African queen)
Lineage: Eukaryota; Metazoa; Arthropoda; Insecta; Lepidoptera; Nymphalidae
Source: the annotation of a GenBank genome assembly
AUGACCUCUUCUCAAACCCAAAGCCCUCAAGAGAUGGGUUCAACUAAUGUGGUGUUUAGGACGCAAAUGCGAUUUGACCACUCCUAUUUGAAAACUAUACCGGGGAUAGUUAAAGCUGCUGUUAUUGUUUUAAAUCUUCUAGGUUUUAUAUGCAUUCAGUCCUCAGCGUUCUGGUCUAACUCGCGAGGUGUGUAUUUCAAUGUGGUGUCUCAGAUGGGGCUUUGGUUUACGGGGAUUUUGCUUCUGCUCUAUUUAUUCCAUGUGGUGGAAAAGUUCCACAACUUCAUGUGGCUUAAAGUAGAAAUGAUUGGAUGUGCGGUGCUGACAUUCUUGUAUCUGAUAGCUUCAACUAUUGUUGUUGCAUUCGGAUCAGCUGCAUAUUCUGCUGCCGGGUUCUUUGGCUAUCUAGCGAUGGUGUUGUAUGGUUUUGACUCGUUUCAAAAGUUCCGUGAUAUUCGUGCGGGUGCACUUGCUCAAGGGGAAUGUGUUCAGACCAAGCAGCAGCACGUCACAACCCCUCCAGCCCUGCCCUAG